Molecule: messenger RNA, 2288 nt
Organism: Leucoraja erinaceus (little skate)
Lineage: Eukaryota; Metazoa; Chordata; Chondrichthyes; Rajiformes; Rajidae
Product: germ cell-specific gene 1-like protein
Exons: 6
Coding region: 229-1143 (304 amino acids)
Cellular component (GO): plasma membrane
Source: RefSeq, a predicted model, not a curated record
GCCCUCCCCUCCCAGUGAGAGAAAGAAAGAAAAGCUGCCUUUAAUCAUCCAAAGAUCAGGGAUUGCAGCUCCGGUGGACGAGGGAGGAUUACAAUCUCAUCAAACGCAGCCCUCGGGGAUUAAUCUCGGCUCGCUCGGUGGGCGAUGAGGAAGGUGGAUCGACUGUGAACGAGCCUCUUGCUGUCCAGGGCCAAGACUGCUGGCCACAGAUCGUUGCGUGGGGGAGCGAUGCACCGUGACACACUCUCGCUGCUGCUGAGCUGGGUGGCCGUCUCUCUGUCCACCACGGCGCUGCUCACCUCCUACUGGUGCGUGGGCACACACAAGGUGCUGAAGCCCGCCUGCUCGUCCAGCCGCACCACCGACUGUACCCUGGCCCCCGGGACCGACUCCGGCACCAGCACCACCGCCCGCAACAGCACCGGCAACGGCUCCAACACCCACACCUACUCAGAAUACAGCUGGGAGAUGGGUGACGACAGGUUCUCCUUCCGAGCGUUCCACACUGGCUUGUGGACCUCGUGCGAGGAGAACUUCAUCGGCACAGGAGAGCAUUGCCGCAGUUUCAUUGACCUGACUCCCAUCACACAACAAGGGAUCCUGUGGCUCACGCUGGUCUCUGAGGUUCUCUACAUCUCUCUGCUCUCCUUCAGUUUUGUGCUGAUGUUGCUGGAACUCUGCCUCCCCCGUAACUCCAGCUGUGCCCUCAAGCUCAACGCCUUCGCAGCUGUCUUCUCCGUGUUGUCAGGUUUGCUGGGCAUGGUGGCCCACAUGAUGUACACGCAGGUGUUCCAGGUGACGGUCAGUCAGGGCCCCAAAGACUGGAGACCCCAUCACUGGGACUUCGGCUGGUCCUUCUACUUGGCCUGGCUCUCCUUCACUUUCUGCAUGGCCUCCUCGGUCACCGCCCUCAACAUCUACACCAAGACGGUACUGCAGGCACAGAAACACUGCCUGGGCCCCGCUCUGGGCCCUGUUCUGGGCCCCGCUCUGGGCCCCGGCCCUCUGCACUGCUCCCCCGGCCCCUACCCCAGCCGCUACCUCCAGCGGGCCUCCAGCAGUGGCGAUAUCUUCACCAACCUCUCCCCCACCCGCCUCACCAGAGCCCACUCCGCAGAGUCCCUGGGUGACGAGCACUGCUAGCCCAGCGCGGGCAGAACGGCCUCUCCUUGUUCCUUCGAUGGGGUGGCGCAGCGGUAGAGUUGCUGCCUCUUAGCGCCAGAGACCCAGGUUCAAUCCUGACCACGGGUGCUGUCUGUACGGAGUUUGUACGUUCUCCCUGUGACCUGGUGGGUUUCUCCGGGUGCUCAGGUUUCCCCCCACACUCCAAAAACGUGCACGUUUUUAGAUUAAUUGGUUCCUGUAGAGUAUACAAUAGACUAUAGACAAUAGAUAAUAGGUGUAGGAGUUGGCCAUUCGGCCCUUCGAGCCAGUACCGCCAUUCACUGUGAUCAUGGCUGCUCAUCCAUAAUCAGUGCCCCAUUCCUGCCUUCUCCCCAUAUCCCUUGACUCUGCUAUUUUUAAGAGCCCUAUCUAACUCUCCCUGUAAAUUGUCCCUAGUGUGUAGGAUAGGGUUAGUGCAUGGGAGAUCAUCAGGCAGCACAGCUGAAGGACCGGUUUCUGCACUGUAUCUCUAAACUAAACUCAACUAAACUAAUGUUAGCCUAAAGUCUUAAGGGGCAGCAAAAGACUACUCCUCAAUAUUUCCUCCCACCCCCCAAAAACGUACAGGUUUGUAGGUUAAUUGGCUUCAGUAAAAUUAUAAAUUAUCCCUAUUGUGUGUAGGAUAGUGUUAGUGUGCGGGGACCGCUGGCUGGCGUGGAUUCGGUGUGUGAGUGAGUGAGUGAGUGCGAGUGUGUGAGUGUGAGAGUGAGUGUGUACGAGUGAGUGUGAGUGCGAAUGUGAGUGAGUGUGUAUAUGUGGAUGACUGGGCUGUGCUUGUGUGCGGGAGUGAGUGUAUAUGAGUGUUAGUGUGCGUGAGAGUGUGUGUAAGUGUAUGUGUGUGUGUAAGAGUGAGUGUGUAUGUGUGAAAGACAGGGAUUGUGUAUAUGUGUGGGUGAGUGUGUGGGAGUGUAUGUGUGUGAGAGUGUGCAUGUGUUAAUAGUGUGUAUGUUAGUGUGUGUGAGGGUGUGGGUGUGAGAGCUAGUGUGUGUGAGCGUGUGUGCGAAUGCGCUUGUGUGUGUGUGUGUGUGUCAGUGUGCCUGUGUGUGUGUGUGUGUGUGUGUGCGCAUGUGUGUGAGUCAGUGUGCCUGUGUGUGUGUGUGAGCGUGUGUGUGUGUGCAUGUUUG